Messenger RNA from Lolium perenne, 1572 nucleotides. Its product is annotated as protein trichome birefringence-like 13. Gene Ontology annotation, molecular function: O-acetyltransferase activity. Gene Ontology annotation, cellular component: Golgi apparatus. NCBI's taxonomy places the organism in Eukaryota, Viridiplantae, Streptophyta, Magnoliopsida, Poales, Poaceae. The record is from RefSeq and is a predicted model, not a curated record.
CAUGACCCACUCCGAUCUCUGUAAUAAUUUAUUUUAGCCCAAGCAAAACUCGAUUCUGUUCGCCCUCGCCGGUUCUCCCCAUAUGCCGCCGGCGAGGAGCCCGGCCGCCGGCGUGCGGCGGCGCAAAGCCUUCGUCCCUCUCAUGCUGCUCCUCCCUCUGGUUCUUCUAAUCCUAUUCCUGAUCUUCCCACCCCGCUCCAUCCCCGCGGUCAGCAACGCAGCCCUUAGGCCCCAGCAGACCUGCGACCACGCCGCCGGCGGGUGGGUGCCCGACGCCUCCGCCGACUCCCAGAUAAGGUACGACCACACGUGCAAGGAGAUCUUCAAAGGUUGGAACUGCGUCGCCAACGGCAAGCGCAACGGCCGCGCCCUCCUCCGCUGGCGAUGGAAGCCCGCGGGGUGCGAGCUACUCCCCAGGCUGGAUCCGCACCAGUUCCUGGAGCGCCACAGGAACACCAACAUUGGAUUUGUGGGUGAUUCGUUGAAUAGGAACAUGUUUGCUUCAUUGGUCUGCAUGCUUAGAGGAGUGAGCGGAGAGAUUCGCAAGUGGCGUCCAGCAGGUGCAGACCGAGGCUUCACCUUCUUACACUAUAAUCUCACCCUCUCAUACCACAGAACUAAUCUUUUGGUACGCUAUGGUAGGUGGUCAGCUAGUCCAGACGGAGGUCCUCUAGAAUCUCUUGGAUACAAGCAAGGCUACAGGGUUGAUGUUGAUAUUCCAGAUCAAGCAUGGGCAGAUGCAACAAGCUUCCAUGAUGUUCUUAUUUUCAACACAGGGCAUUGGUGGUGGGCCCCUUCAAAGUUUGAUCCAAUACAAUCACCAAUGGUAUUCUUCGAGAAAGGGAUGCCGAUUAUACCUCCUUUAUUGCCACCUGAAGGAUUGGAUUUGGCUCUCAAACACAUGAUAGCAUUUGUGAACAAAGCAAUAAGACCCAACGGAAUUAAAUUCUUCCGCACUCAAUCUCCUAGACAUUUUGAAGGUGGUGACUGGAAUGAAGGUGGAUCUUGUCAACGUGACCAACCCUUGUCCUCAAAAGAGGUCAAAGAUUUUUUUUCCGUGGACAACAAUGGCACAAACACAGAAGUACGCUUGGUGAACCAGCACUUGAUGAAGGCUCUUGAGCAGUCUACCUUUAGAGUUCUGAACGUCACUCACAUGAGUGAAUUCAGAGCUGAUGCUCAUCCGUCAACAACCGGAGGAAAGAAGCACGAUGAUUGCAUGCAUUGGUGCUUACCAGGACCAACUGAUACAUGGAACGAUUUGCUAGCAGCAAAUCUUGCAGCAACUGAGAGAGAGCUAGCCUGAAAAACCUGUAGCCCUCGAUAGAAUUUCCACCCAAUAUUUGUUUUGAGAAAAGAUUUCUACUCCAAACAUUGAGCAUGUUCAUAUAGGCGAAUGUUUCCUUUUCUCCACUGUAACUUUGACCUUGUAGUUUUUUUUUACACAUUUAGGAAUUUUACUGACAGGUACACUUCUAAAGCCUAGAGUAGUUAAACAGGACUUAUUUGUCUGAACAUUCUGGUUUGCAGUUGCAAACCUGAUCAAACAGAGUGAAGGCUUUCUCCUGGACA